ACCUUUUCUUAGUACUACAGUAUAGUAACAAGAGCAUAAUACUUAGUAGUGUAAUCAGCAUACUUCAACAAAUCUCACCAUUCCAUGGACGAGAACACUAAUAAUAUGGAUCUUUCUGAACAAACAACUAACGAGGAAAGGCCUAUGUCAGACGUGGAGGAUACAACACCAUUGCCCGUCACAGAUUAUGAAGCUAUGGCAAAUAAAAUUAUGCCCGAACUAGGUCAAGAGAUCGAAGACUUUAAAUAUGACACAUGGCAUGUAACAAAUUGGCGGCAUUUGGAAAAGAGGAUAACAGGGCCAGAAUUCGAAGCUGGAAAUUGGAAAUGGCGAAUUUUACUAUUCCCCUCUGGCAAUAAUAAUCAAGAUACCGUUUCUAUUUAUCUUGAUUUUGUUGAUCCUAAGGGUGCUCCGGCAGGCUGGCAUUCAUGUGUUCAAUUCGCUUUAGUCUUGUGGAAUCCUGAAGAUCCAACACAAUAUAUUUAUCAUCACGCGCAUCAUCGAUUCACUGCCGAAGAAUCGGACUGGGGUUUUACACGGUUUUACGAUUUACGUAAAUUGUUAACUCCUUGUGAAAACCGAACGCGUGCGUUAAUUGAGAAUGAUUCGACCAAUAUUACGGCGUUUGUACGAGUAUUGAAGGAUCCUACAGGUGUCUUAUGGCAUAAUUUCAUCAAUUAUGAUUCAAAGAAAGAGACGGGAUAUGUGGGAUUGAAAAACCAAGGCGCUACGUGUUACAUGAAUUCGUUACUACAGUCACUUUAUUGUACGACUUAUUUCCGUAAGGCAGUUUACCAAAUCCCCACAGAAGAUGAUGAACCAAUCAAGAGCGUCUCCUUGGCGUUACAACGAGUUUUCUACCAAUUGCAGACAUCAAAUACUCCGGUUGGGACAACGGAAUUAACAAAAUCUUUUGGAUGGGAUUCAAUAGACUCUUUCAUGCAGCACGAUGUACAAGAAUUUAACAGAGUGUUGCAAGAUAAUCUUGAAGGCAAAAUGAAGAGUACAAAAGCCGAUGGUGCAAUUACCAAGCUUUUUGUUGGUAAAAUGAAGAGCUAUAUCAAAUGUGUUAAUGUGGAUUAUGAGUCUUCUCGUGUUGAAGAUUAUUAUGAUAUUCAGCUGAAUGUGAAAGGUUGCAAGACUUUAAGAGAUUCUUUCAAGGAUUAUAUUCAAGAAGAAACAUUGGAAGGCGAUAAUAAGUAUCAAGCAGAAGGUCAUGGGUUGCAAGAUGCCAAAAAAGGUGUUAUUUUUGAAAGCUUUCCUCCAGUUUUACACUUACAACUUAAAAGAUUCGAAUAUGAUAUACAAAGGGACGCAAUGGUUAAGAUUAAUGAUCGUCACGAAUUUCCGAUGGAAAUUGAUUUAGAAGAGUUUCUAUCAGAGGAUGCAGAUAGAUCAAGUCCUCAUAAAUAUCUAUUACACGGCGUACUUGUCCAUAGUGGUGAUUUGCAUGGAGGUCAUUACUUUGCUUUACUUAAACCUGAAAAAGACGGCAAAUGGUUUAAAUUUGAUGAUGACCGUGUCACGCCUGUUAUAGAUAAGGAAGUACUUGAGGAUAAUUAUGGUGGCGAAUCCCCAAAUGCAAACGCUAUAACAAUUCGCUCAGCUGGAAGGAACCAUAAACGGUUUACCAAUGCCUAUAUGUUAGUUUAUAUUCGUGAAUCAAAUGUUGAUGAGAUAUUGUCCCCUGUGGUUCACGAGGAUAUACCAGAACAUUUACAAAAACGGUUGGAGGAAGAAAGAGCCGAAGAAGAACGAAGGAGGAAAGAAAUGGAGGAGAGACAUCUUUAUCUUAUUGUCAAGAUUGUGACUGCUGAAAAGUUCAAAGUUCAUCAAGGAUUUGACCUUGCAAACUUUGAUGAUCGACAAUAUCCACUUUCUGAUGUAUUUACAUAUAAGAUUCUAAAAGCUGAUACCUAUGGUUCUUUUAAAGAACAUGUUGCUCGAAGUUUCAAUAUUCCUACUGAACAAGUACGGUUCUGGGUUCUUGUAAAUCGUCAAAAUAAAACUGUUCGACCUGAUGCUCCAAUAGCAGAUGCUCUUACCAAUACCAGCAUGGAAGAAAUUCAUGCAAAGAUGACUUCUCGGCAGAAUGAAAUGAAGUUGUAUAUGGAGGUAGCAGACAAACCAAUUAAUGGCAAGACAUGGUUCCCUACAGUUCCGGAAGCAAAUCACAUAAUGGUUUUCCUCAAAUAUUUUGAUCCUGACAAACAGGCUUUAGAAGGUCUAGGUCAUUUAUAUAUACAAAAGUUCGGUAAGGUAGGCGACAUUACUCGCGUCCUAUGUGAGAAAAAGGAAUUUCCACCAGAUACUCCUUUGAAAAUAUACGAAGAAAUCAAACCAAACAUGAUUGAAGAAAUGAAACUCAAAUCCACUUUUCAACAAUCAGAGAUACAAGAUGGCGAUAUAAUUUGUUUUCAAAAGGCUUUAACAGAAAAAGAGAUCCAAGAGCAUACAACAUCUGGUCGUUAUUGGGAUAUCCCUCAUUUCUAUGAAUCAUUAACUUUACGUAUUGUUGUUUUGUUCAAGCCAAAAUUGAAAGAUCGGGAUCCAAAACCUGAAUUUGAAAUAGUUUUAAAUAAAAAAUGGACAUAUGAUCAGGUUGCUGGAGCAGCCGGCACUCAUUUGAACACGGAUCCUCUUAAAUUACGAUUUACCACAGCACAUUCGACAUCUGGUACACCAAAAAAUGUCAUCAAACGAACCACAAAUCAGACCCUUUCAGAGAUGCUUCAAACUGCAUAUUUGUCACCGCCGGCUCAUGUUUUAUUCUACGAGAUGCUGAAAAUAAGUAUUGUAGAAUUAGAAACGAAAAAGUUCAUUAAAGUUUAUUGGCUUGGAAACACAGUUAAGGAUGAGGAAGUCAUUGAACUUGGUUUUCCAAAGGAUGCAGUUGUUAAUGACAUCAUAGACGAAAUCUCAAAACAUGAAAAAGUGACAUCAUCAUCACCAAAUUCUAGAAUCAGACUAUUUGAUGUUCAUCAUAAUAAGAUUCAAAAAGAAUAUACAGGAAGCGAACCAAUAGAGAGGAUACAAGAACAUACGACAUUAUACGCAGAGGAAAUACCUCAAGAUGAAAUUCAUGCUGAUCAAAAUGAUCGAACUAUUCAAGUAUAUCAUUUCACAAAGGAUCCGAUACGCGUACAUGGAAUUCCGUUCAAAUUUGUUAUUAAAAAUGGCGAGACACUUGCGGAUACUAAAGUACGUCUUCGACAUCGGCUUGGUAUGAAUGAGAAAGAUUUUUCGAAAGUAAAAAUUGCAAUUGUACCUGGAGCCUCAUACGCAAAACCGGAAUAUCUUGAGGACGAUGAUAUAAUCUUAUCGGAAAAGAAAUUAUCUAAUGAAGAAUGUCUGGGACUUGAUCACGUAGAUAAAACUGGCCGUGCAGGGAGGGUUGGAGGUGUAGAAAAGGCUAUUUUCAUUCGAGGCUAAUAUAUAUAUUUGCUUGUAAUAUUUUCUUAAAAAUUUGGGUUUUCAUUUUUGCUAUUAUUUUUUCUGGAAUAUAAAAGGGCUUAUUGUAGAGUUGUGGAUAUAAAUAUAAAAAGAGAAAGAAAAAAAAACUUUGAAUUUUGAUUUCUUUUAUUAAACGUUAAGUUAUAUAUACUUUAAACAUUAUUAUGAAUUUUUAUUAUUGGACUUGUAAUUGGUACACGACUUAGUUAUUUCAUAAGUGAUAUUUAAAAUUUACCAUUAUAAUAAGAAAC
Rhizophagus irregularis DAOM 181602=DAOM 197198 is the source of this 3704-nucleotide messenger RNA. Lineage: Eukaryota; Fungi; Glomeromycota; Glomeromycetes; Glomerales; Glomeraceae. The record is from RefSeq and is a predicted model, not a curated record.